AUGUGGUGCAUCUACACUUUGGCACAGACUACCGGGUCCACCGCAAAUGGCACGUUAACUCAAUGCCCUAAUGUAACCGGAAUGCCCUCGGCAAAUUGGACUUCAUUACACGGACUAUGGUACGAAUUGGCAAUCGCCCCAAAUAAUACAAAUACCGCGAUCAAAUGUCCGUACAUGCAACUGAUGCCAACGGCAUAUAACAAUAAAAUUGAUUUCAACACCCAACAACCCUUGACAACAAGUUUUCCCAACUCCACCAUAACCCAGUCACCAGCCAUGUUUAGUUUGACGGUGACGUACUAAUAUUGGAUACUGAUUAUCAAACCUACAUGCUGACUUAUUCAUGCUUAUUGAUGAAUGAUAAUACCGUACUGGAAAACGCCAUGCUAUAUGGUCGGAAUGCAACUAUUAAUUCAAUUAGUUCCACGGCAAUUUCGAGUAUCCAGCAACAGGUAUCAAACAUACCAGGGUUAUCUGGCAAUGGUUAUCAUCUGUUUCCGCAAAAUUG
Molecule: messenger RNA, 508 nt
Organism: Oppiella nova
Lineage: Eukaryota; Metazoa; Arthropoda; Arachnida; Sarcoptiformes; Oppiidae
Source: the annotation of a GenBank genome assembly